Molecule: messenger RNA, 783 nt
Organism: Papilio polytes (common Mormon)
Lineage: Eukaryota; Metazoa; Arthropoda; Insecta; Lepidoptera; Papilionidae
Gene: rtp
Product: MORN repeat-containing protein 4
Exons: 4
Coding region: 5-475 (156 amino acids)
Source: RefSeq, a predicted model, not a curated record
UAUAAUGGUGGAAGUUGUAGAUCCCGGUGUUGUGAAGUCUGGAGCUUACAAGUAUGAAGAUGGCACCCGAUAUGUAGGCGAUUGGAACUCGAAAGGCCAGAAGCAUGGAAUGGGUCACCUAUUACUCCCAGACGGGACGAGGUUCGAUGGCUGCCUGGCUGGUGGCAUGUGCUCCGGACUCGGCGUCAUGGUAUUUCCAGACGGUGCUAAAUACGAAGGCGAGUUUAUGCAGGGCUGGUUCCACGGUCACGGAGUUUUCUGGCGAGCGGAUGGAAUGAAGUUCGAAGGAGAGUUCCGAGGUGGACGUGUUUGGGGUUUGGGCUUGGUAACCUUCAGUGAUGGAAGCAAUGGAUUUCCAAGAAAUGAAGGCUUCUUCCAGGACUGCAAAAUGGUGCGGCGCAAACGUUGUCCCGAAGUAGUGCAGAGGGCGCAAAAGGUGGCUUACAUGGCGCGGGCGCAAUGCCAACAAGUGUAACAAGGACUGUUACACUUUUUGAAAUAGCGUGUAAAAAUAUCAACAUUUUACACUUCUAGUGCAUGUAACAUGUCUAGUUUUAGUUAGACUUUAGACAAUGCGUGUAACGAUUAUUUUUACAAUUAUUUAUUUGAAAUGGACUUAUAUUACUGCCCAUACUGUUUGUAUUAAUAUGUUUUCACUUAUCUCUUAAGCCCGCUAAAUACGUUCUAUCUGAACACUUCAGUUACAGACAAUUGUCUGUAUUAGACUUUGGUAUAAUCUUAUUUCGAAUUAUUUAAUCGACUUUCAAAACACUGAUAUGGAAA